Hermetia illucens (black soldier fly) is the source of this 1210-nucleotide messenger RNA. It is a transcript of the gene Prdm13, whose product is annotated as putative histone-lysine N-methyltransferase PRDM6. The coding region runs from base 1 to 1155 and encodes 384 amino acids. Gene Ontology annotation, cellular component: nucleus. Lineage: Eukaryota; Metazoa; Arthropoda; Insecta; Diptera; Stratiomyidae. The transcript has 2 exons. The record is from RefSeq and is a predicted model, not a curated record.
AUGUUUCCAGCAGUUCCAAAUUCUUCGUUAAAUUCUGAGUGUUCUCGCGGUUAUAAGUCAAAGGACCUCAAACAUACUUCAAGCAUUUCUCAUGAAAGUUCAGUUAUUAGACAAAUCCACUUCUGUAGCAGUGAUCGUGUUUUGAAAGUGCCAAGUCCAAGUGAUAGUGUAUCCGCUUAUGAGUUUCUUGAAAAGGAUACUCUAUCAAGUGGCAUCAGCACCGCAGAGCUAGUGACGCAUACAUCCUGUGGAAGGAUAGGAAUUCGGAAAUCAUCAAAUGGCAUCAUAAAACCAGCACAGAAGGUGACAACCUGGAUUCGAAGUAUUCGACUGUCUCCAGACGUAUAUAGCCAUAAUGCUAUCAUUGAACUGAAUGAAGAAAAGCAGGUCCGUGUUCGAGUCACAAAGAAUAUUGCUCCUGGUGAAGAAGUGAUCGCAUGGCUAUCGGAAGAAAUUUCGCUUUUUAUGAAUAUUCCAUUUUUGACUCCUUCAAAUAUUAUUGAUAACAAAUGCUACACAUGUCACCUAUGCAAAACCUCCUUCGAAACCCCCAAUCCACUGAAAAUCCACCUUGCGAUUGCUUGUGGCCAACAAAAUAUAGAUAUUCUCUGGGUCCGACUACAUUACGGCGUAGCUAAAGAUCAGGAUCAACCACCUCGUCAAAGUGCAUUUAAAUCCAUUUCCGAAAGCAUCGUUAACUACCAUCUCCGAUCUACAUCUUUUCCUCCAAUAGUUCCAGGCGGAUCAUUCACCCACCUUCCUCUAGCCCAACUACCACAAGCCGGCCCAACAGUCAAUACCGCGGCACAAAUUGAAACAAUAGUCAGCAAUAUGGGCUCAUCCAAACAAGGACAUUUGUGCAUUUACUGUGGAAAAAUUUACUCAAGGAAGUACGGACUGAAAAUUCAUAUCCGUACGCAUACUGGAUUUAAACCGCUAAAAUGUAAAUUUUGUCUGCGGCCAUUUGGGGAUCCCAGCAAUUUGAAUAAACACGUUCGUCUUCACAUGCAAGGAGGGAGUUCGAUUUUCAAGUGCCAUCUCUGCGAUAAGGUUAUGGUUCGCCGACGGGAUCUUCAAAGGCAUUUACAAACCAGACACAAUGGGGAAACGUUCUCAGGGAAAAAGGAUACCAGCAGCUCUUCAGAGGAUUAUUGAAACAAUUACGACUUGAUUAGGGGUGCAUGACUGUUGCAUUCUCAUGAAGAAUAAA